AUGGAGAACGUCAAGCGAGGAAAGCUCAAGCUCAAGAACGGCAGCAAGCUCAAGGUGGCGUCCAAGCACAAGCACAAGAAGAGCAAGAAGAAGAGCUCCAAGCGCCGCGAAGACGAGGAAGAGCAGCGCCGUGAUGAGCGAGACGAGAGCGACGGCGUGGAGGUUGACUUGGACGACAUGACCCCGGCACAACGUCGCCACGCGCAGCACCAGAAGAAGAGACAAGAGGAGAUCGAGAAGCUGGCGUCAAAGACGUACCGAGAGCGCAUCGAGGAGCUCAACCAGCACCUCGGCAGUCUCACAGAGCACCACGACGUGCCUCGCGUA
Messenger RNA from Phytophthora sojae, 327 nucleotides. RefSeq lists its product as hypothetical. The annotation marks the transcript as partial. Gene Ontology annotation, cellular component: nucleolus. NCBI's taxonomy places the organism in Eukaryota, Oomycota, Peronosporomycetes, Peronosporales, Peronosporaceae. The transcript is spliced from 2 exons. The record is from RefSeq and is a predicted model, not a curated record.